AUGCUCACCCAGCUGCCCUUGUCUUUUCCUGUACCUCCUCCCCUACUUCCCAAACUACUCCGUGCGGGAGUCAAUGGCGCCAUCGCGGAACGUGUAUCUGCCGCCGUUGCGCAUUCCAUUCAACGCUUGAAGGGCGUCUUCGAGAUCGACUACAAUCGACGACUCAUCGCGAUCCGGUCCGACACUGCCCUCCUACGGGGUCAAAAUACCCUAUCAUUCAUCCCUGCGACGUAUACUGCAGUCUACCGAAGAGCUGUGUCCAAUUGGUCGUCGUACGUCCUCAACGUCCUAGCACCCCGGGUCCUACGAGUGCAAGUGGCUAGCAAGCAAAUCACCGCUCCAGUGAACGCGCCACGGCGAAAACCUUUCAACCAGGAGGCAGUGCCGAAACUUGAACGGUUCUUUGAGCAGAAUGCUUUCCCGUCACGGCUAGAGAAGAUGGAGUUGGCUACCGAAAGCAAUAUGGAAUACAGACAGAUACACGUCUGGUUCCAGAACCGCCGGAGCCGCUUCAAAAAAGAAGGGAAGGUGCUGCCGAAAUCGGUCCAGCGGGGGACACUAUUGGAAGAGCUCGAAAACACCGUCGUCGAGUGCCUUCUUCCCGCUUGCCCUGAGGCUGUCGAUGAUGAUGACAAUGAUGCGCCUCUUGUGACCAGUUGCGAAGACGUUGCCUACGUCUCUGCUAUCGGGCCCGCUUCCGCAACGAAAGAAGCGAACACUUCCCCGUCGCUUUCCGGCACGACCGCCGUCGCUCGCCCCUUCCCACCCCUUCGCUCUAUCACAGACGUCUUCUUUUCCUACUGCCAGUUCACCCUCAUCUCGAACUUCGUCGAGGGUGUCUUCAGGCGCGUCAUCGUCUUCACCAUCGACUGGGUCGAGUAG
This is a messenger RNA of Trametes versicolor FP-101664 SS1, 882 nucleotides long. RefSeq lists its product as uncharacterized. The transcript is spliced from 5 exons. The record is from RefSeq and is a predicted model, not a curated record. NCBI's taxonomy places the organism in Eukaryota, Fungi, Basidiomycota, Agaricomycetes, Polyporales, Polyporaceae. Gene Ontology annotation, molecular function: DNA-binding transcription factor activity, RNA polymerase II-specific; RNA polymerase II cis-regulatory region sequence-specific DNA binding. Gene Ontology annotation, biological process: regulation of transcription by RNA polymerase II. Bases 1 to 882 code for a protein of 293 amino acids.